Molecule: messenger RNA, 306 nt
Organism: Sphenostylis stenocarpa
Lineage: Eukaryota; Viridiplantae; Streptophyta; Magnoliopsida; Fabales; Fabaceae
Source: the annotation of a GenBank genome assembly
AUGGGUACUAGUACUAGAACUAUUAGUAGGUUUUUCCUUCCAAGGUUCUUUAGAGCACUUCUUGUGGUGGGGCUUGUUUGUCUUCUUGUUUUGGGAAGCUUAGGUGGUGGUGAAGGAGCUAGACAACAAACUAAACAAUGGUCCGAAGAAAGGGUCAAGCAUGGGAGAGUGGUUGGUAGAGAUAUGCCUGUCAACCGUGCAGAAUUGGACUUCAACUACAUGAGCAAAAGAAGAGUUCCCAAUGGACCAGAUCCUAUUCACAACAGAAGAGCUGGAAAUUCUGGUCGACCUCCUGGCCAAGCCUAG